Messenger RNA from Sardina pilchardus (European sardine), 1961 nucleotides. Its product is annotated as HMG box-containing protein 4-like. The transcript has 12 exons. The record is from RefSeq and is a predicted model, not a curated record. The coding region runs from base 130 to 1686 and encodes 518 amino acids. Lineage: Eukaryota; Metazoa; Chordata; Actinopteri; Clupeiformes; Clupeidae.
AUUAAUUAAAACGCUUUUCGCCCGAAUAUUUCUACAGUAGUAUCAUAUUUUCAGUGUUUAUUCCAUGUAGUGCUUGAGAAAUCUAAUAGUUCUGCAGAGUGGCCCAUACCCGGAGAACGUGUGCAAGAGAUGGAGGGAGAGGUGGGUCUCGUGGCCGGCCGCAGUCAGAGAGAGAAGAGGAGAUCCUACAAAGAUCUGUUGAGGGAAGAGGAGGAGAUAGAUGCCCAAGUGCGCAAGACCUCCAAGAAACGACGUGACUCGGAUCCUUUUGCCACAGGAGGCGAACUUCACAAGAAGAAGAAGAGGCUACAUGAGGAGGAACACUUUCACAAAGACAGAGGCCAUGGCCAGGCCAUCCAUCACAAAAAGAAAAAGAAGAAGCCGGUCCCGGAGGGGAGACCCUCCAUGGGCCACUCCUCGACCUUCGCCCCCGCUCCGCACUCGACCGAGACGGCCAUGGACCUGCUGCAGGCCAUCACGUCGCCGCUGGCCACCGGCUCGGACCCCAGCCCCCCUCGCCACCACCAUCAUCAACACCAGAAGCCGCCGCCCCAGCGCCCCACCUACAAGAAGCCCUCGUUCGCCCCGCACUCGCACCACAGCACCCAGCGCAAACAGCGAGACGGCUGGGCCGCGCCGCUCCCCCGGCCCAAACCCGUCAAGAAGAAGCCACUGCUGGUCAGGGAGCCACUGCCUGUGGUGGGCACGGAGGUGGAGCUGGAAGGACACUACGAUGGACCACUGGGGAUCAUGGGGGACAGCUCCUCCUCAGCCGACGAGCUGGAGGCCGGCGAGCUGAUCAUCGACGACUCGUACGCCCAGAUGGCCAAGAAGGCCAAGAAGAGCAAGAAGAGCAAGAAGAAGAAGGAGAAGGAGAAGGAGCGGGAGAAAAAGCACAGCCUGAAGGGGGCCAAGAAGGUGUCCAAAGGAGGCAGCUCUCACUCCAGCAUGGCCAAUGGCAGCGCAGGUUACGGGGCGUACGGAAUGGCGUCCUCCGACUCCCUCAACCACCGGCCGAGCGACAAGAAGAAGAAGAAGGAGGAGAAGGGCCGAGACAAGUCCGACAAGGACAAAGAGAAGAAAAAGAAGAACCUCACAGCAUACCAGAUAUUCUGCAAGGAAUACAGAGCCAGUAUCAACCUGGAACAACCAGGCCUGGAUUUUGGUGAAUUAAGUAAAAAGUUAGCAGAUGCAUGGAAGCAGCUACCAGAAGGAGACAAAGAAGUGUGGAAAGAGCGGGCUCUGUACCUGCAGCACAAGCAGCAGCUGAAGUCGGGCCUGUCCUCCUCCUCAGGCAAAUCUGCCCCCCAGUCUGGAGCAGCUAAAGCAGACAAGCCCAAAGCGGUCAAGAGGGUGGAGAGCAGACCGCACCUCCUACAGUCCAAUGGCAUGACGGCGGAGGCGGAGUCAUCCUCUCCGGGCAGCUUCCCCGAGGUGGACCCCAUCGACGCGGCCGCCCACCUGCAGCUCCUGGGCGAGUCGCUCUCAGUGAUUGGCUGCCGCCUGCAGGAAACUGAGGGCAUGGUGACCGUGUCGGGCAGUCUGUCCGUGCUGCUGGACGCCAUGUUGUGUGCUCUGGGCCCGCUGGCCUGUCUCACCACUCAAGUCCCCGAGCUCAACGGCUGCCCUCAGCACAUACUGUCCAAGACUCUGGACAACAUCGCCUAUGUGAUGCCCGGUUUGUGAAGGCCUCUGGGAGUUCCGCCCCUUACUGCCACUGACCGACUGAAGCUACAGCACGGGAGGAGCGCUGGACGGAUGGAUCAAAACAACACUCUUUCUUUCUUUCUUUAUUUUAACAUUUUAAAUAAGGGAAGACUUGAAGCAUUGCACAGUUUUGCACUGGACAAACGGACACGGACACUCUCUAGUUUUAACCAUGCUCCCAUUUUUAACAUUUGUGACUUUUUGUUUCUUUCAUUUCCAUUUGUUAUAUUUACAAUUAAAGAUAUUUUAGUGAA